Messenger RNA from Owenia fusiformis, 1359 nucleotides. The record is from the annotation of a GenBank genome assembly. Lineage: Eukaryota; Metazoa; Annelida; Polychaeta; Sabellida; Oweniidae.
AUAUAGGAGAGGUAGCAUCGAAGGAAUGUAGAGGCGUGCUUGGAACGUUGAAUCAGCUGGGCGUUUCCAUAGGGCUCCUCCUUGUGUACGCCUUGCCAUUUCUUUUACAUUGGAGAUGGAUGGCUUUAGUUUGUGCAUCCAUAGCAACAGUUCUAGCUUCUACUGGGAAUAGUAUUUGUGCCAGAUUCACCAAGAUGGUUACUCAUGCACAAGUAUAGAGAGGAGGCCGUGUCAGCAUUGCAUAAACUUCGUGGAGAUAAAUAUGACAUUGAGCCAGAGCUGUUGGAAAUGGAGGCCAAUAUAAUGACGCAAUCCAAAGAGAAAUUUAAACUGAGUUACUUACGCAAACCCUCGGUCUACAAACCUCUAGUGAUAUUAGUGAUUUUAAUGGCAUUCAAGCAGCUCUGUGGCAUGGGUGCCUUAACAUAUUAUGCUCUAGAAAUUUUUGAUUCGACAAACUUCAGUAAGCUUCACCCGGCAAUGAUAAUAGGCGGUGUGAAUGUCGUUGGGACAAUAUUUUCUGCAAUGAUUAUUGAUAAAGCAGGGAGGAGAAUACUUUUGAUAACAUCAGGGAGCAUUCUUACCUUAAGUUCAGGGGCGUUAGGAGUUUAUUAUUAUCUCCAUGACAACCACGACAUGGACCUAACAUGGUUAUCUUUAGUAGGUAUUAUAGGUUUCUUCAUUGGGUUUUCUACAGGGUGGGGUGGUAUACCUUGGAUACUCCUCGGAGAGCUUUUCCCAUUAAAGGUACGCAGUGCUGCAAGUGCAUUAUCCGUAUUUGUAAAUUGGGUGUCUGCGUUUAUACUAACAAAAGAGUAUUCUACGUUAGAGGGUUUUGCUCAUAAAUAUGGUGCCAUGUGGUGCUUUUCAGGGAUAAGUCUUCUUGGCGUGAUAUUCAUUGCCGUAGUGCUGCCUGAGACAAAAGGAAAAUCUCUUGAAGAAAUUGAAGAAUAUUUUGAGCAAUCGAAUAAACCACUCGCAAGGCUUGACAAUAAAGUCACCAAUGAACAAACCCCUACAAGUAUUCAAACAACUUAGCUACUUGAACUACAAAUGGAAGGAGUUAUUAAACUGUGUAAGACCUUAAUUAAGAAAUCAUUCAUGAGAGAGACUCACGAGAUUAUUACUAUUCGCUAGAGUGAUCAUUUUUACUAUUAUUGCAUUAUAGGGACCCAGAAUACAACAGCUUAAACGCACACUCUUUUGUUCAAUAAUGUUCACAAACAAUAAAUAGAAUAUCAAUAUUUUGUAUUUUUACUUUUAUCACCUCUUCUAGUGUCAUGAGCAGUAAAACAUUUUCCCCCGACCUUCGAUCUUUGCCUAUUUUCAAUUUAGAUAAAAUCAAUCUGUCCAUUAAGC